This is a messenger RNA of Rhizophagus irregularis DAOM 181602=DAOM 197198, 540 nucleotides long. RefSeq lists its product as uncharacterized. The record is from RefSeq and is a predicted model, not a curated record. NCBI's taxonomy places the organism in Eukaryota, Fungi, Glomeromycota, Glomeromycetes, Glomerales, Glomeraceae.
AUGAAUCAAAAUCACAAUUUCUCUCAUAACCCCCAAUUAGCUGAUUUACAAGCGGGUGGUCAAGACAAUUUAAACCCUUUUUACAAUUUUGAUUCUCUUAACAUGAAUGCUUUUAAUACUUUGCAAAAUCAUUUUCAUGAUAAUAUUAAUAAUACUAAUGGAUACUAUCCAAAUGUUAACUUACCGGAUACAACUUUUCAACCACAAUUAAAUCGAAGUAAUAUCUUUAUAUUCGAAAUUCCUGGUUUUGAAAUUGUUAUUAGACCAAAGGUUAAUCAAUUUAUGAAUUUAAACAAUUUAAACAAUUUAAAUAAUUUAAACAUGCCUUCAAUGAAUUCUUACUCUUCCGUUGCGGCUAAUCAAAAUUAUGUUGAUGGAAAUUCCGCUAGUGGAAGUUAUGUAAAUCCUGUAAAUAACAUGAAUACUAUGAAUAUGCAAAAUAUUUAUAAUAAUAAUAAUAAUCAAUCUUUUAUUAUGAAUAACUCUCAAUAUCAAUUUCAACAACAAAAUUCUCUUGGGUAUAAUAACCAUCAAGGUUAA